AUGUGUGCAUAUUCGGAGGAUAAUAAUAGGGAGAAUUCAAAUGAGCCCCACAGGAAAUAAGAGAAUAAUAAGAAAAUUCAAGAAUAUCCAGAUGAUUGGCCUAUGAAUCCAUCGCCACGAUUUACUCCUAUGCAGUAUUCAUAAUUAUUUCCCCAUAUUCCUCCUCACUUCGAUCUAGAAAACAAAGGUAUUACGGCAUUUUAAUCAGGCUUCAAUGACUAUGAUCCUUAGAAAUAUCUCAAUAGCGACAAAAAGGGUCAAAGUAGCUAAGCAUUUCUAAAAUAUUCAUUAGGUGAAGUUCCCCAUUUUGAUCAAAUGGAUGAUGAUCCACAUCGAAAUCCCUACCCCUUCGGCUUCUAUCCAAUGAAAUACCCACCCUAACCUAUGAUGAUGAAAUACCCCUCUGGACAACAGUUUAUGGUUCAACAAUGGUAUCAACCUAGACCUCCGUAAUAAAUGAUGCCACCUUAUUGUUACUAUCCUCCUAUGUAUGAUGGUUUACAAUGUCAGAAUACAGUUUCUAAGGAACUUCAAAGUAAAGUCUAUCAAUUAGUCUAAUAUCAAAAAGUUUCUGAUUUUUAGUGCAACUGUAAAAAAAGUAAAUGUCUCAAACUAUAUUGCGAAUGCUUUGCCAACAAUGGGGUUUGUUCAUAGAGUUGUAAUUGCCAAGAAUGUAAAAACAGAAUAGAUAACCCUCAAGAACGAUCAAAAGCUAUCGAAGAAGCCUUGUUAAGAAAUUCAGAUGCAUUUGCUUAAUGUUUUACCACAAAAGGAGCUCCACAAUUCGUUUAAUAAGGUAUAUUCAAUUUCAUCUAAGAUAAACCCAUAAAAGAACCAAGUAAAGACAACUCCAGUGUCGUACACAAGGGAUGUAAUUGUAAAAAAUCUGGAUGCAAAAAAAAAUAUUGUGAAUGUUACAGUCAGAACUUGAAAUGCAAUGAUCUAUGCAAGUGUGAGCAUUGUCUAAAUAAAACAGAUGCUUAAAUUUAAGCUUCACAAGAACAAGGCUAAGAAUCCCUUUACAAUUUGAACAAAAGCAGUUAAAAACAAAAAAAAGUAAAAUUAGAGAAAAAUCAGGAGGGAAGUGAUUCCCCUUUGGUCUAAUUGGAGAUAAAUUUAAAGAAAAAUAAUUAAAAUAAAAUGAAAAAGUAAGAGAAUAAUUGA
This is a messenger RNA of Paramecium tetraurelia, 1164 nucleotides long. RefSeq lists its product as uncharacterized. Lineage: Eukaryota; Ciliophora; Oligohymenophorea; Peniculida; Parameciidae. Gene Ontology annotation, biological process: regulation of DNA-templated transcription. The transcript is spliced from 3 exons. Gene Ontology annotation, cellular component: nucleus. The record is from RefSeq and is a predicted model, not a curated record.